UACGACCAAAAUGGCUAAUUUUCAGGCGGUUUUCACUUUUGGUGUGUUUUCCAAUGUUUUCGUCCAAUAAAUUAGCCGAAAACAGCAUUUCUAAGACACCAAUAUGCUUUUGUAAUAGCUGUCUUAACAAUAUGAAUGUUCUAGAAUAUCUGUUCGACCAUAAAGCUGUGUAUUAGUGCUUGAGGAGGAGACCUGCUUGGUAAUCGAAGGGUAAAAACCCAUCUCCUCUCUCAUUUGCUGCCUCUGUUGUGACGUGAUGGCGAUGACGAACCUUGUCCUUUAGACUGGUUGCUGCCUGCCUCUAUAGCUCCUUUAUAAGGAGGGAUCAAUCCCUCUGCCGUCAUAAACUACUUGUGACUUGUAUGAGUAACAUCAGGCCUUGAGCUGUGCGCAUCUUCGGUCUCCUGCAAAACGAUUUGAGAACAAGCUGAUUGAGACUGUGAUUCUUGAGAGAAAAUCCCUGUGAUUGUGCCAUCUGUGCUUCGUGAUCUCCAGACGUGUUCGACUUUAUUCAUCACGACUUGCCAUAAAAGAUUUUAUAGGCCUACAACUUGAGCAAAAGCAACGUACUUUGGUGCAAAUUUUCACUGUGACAUCUGCCUUCGUGCAUUGGUUAUUGUGAUUACAUUUGAUCGAGUAAUCGAGACAGCGUUAUGAUGGACUUGAUGCAAGUGACUGUGCUGACUCUCCUCUUGGCAGGAGUGACGAGUGGCCUACCGCGGCUCUUCUCGGGCAAGAAUAGUGCAGCGAGAUCGCAGUACAUGAUCCACUGCUCUCAACCUGAUAACCAACCCAUGAGACAAUUUCGCAUUAUCUAUGCUCUCGGGAUCCAGAAGUAUUCGACUAAGCUCCACCCCGGCACAGAGAUCUCCUUUCAGUGUCACAAUGGCUACCGUCUCACGGGCAACUCUAUGUUGAGGUGCGGUCAGGACGGUAAAUGGGACCAACCCAAGAUGCCGACCUGCGAGAAAAUAAGCCGCCAAGCUGCCUGUGGACCACCGCCUGUGAUCCUUCAUGGCGGAUACAAGUACAAUGAGACGAAUCCAUUGGUGGCUAGGUUCUACUGCAUCCAGGGUUAUAAGAACACCGAUACUUGGGCAACCACGAUGGAAUGCACUGAUGGACAAUGGACCGGAAAAACACCUGAAUGCUUCAAAAGUGCUGUUUGCCCUGAUCUUGGUCCCAUUGAGAAUGGGCGCUGGUCAUGCAGCUCAACCGAUUGUAUGAACCGCCAAGCUGGCUCUGUCAUCAGCGUCGUCUGUAACAAUGGGUUUGAACGCCAUGGAGCCUACAGCCUGAGUUGUGAGGAUAGUGGAGAAUGGUCACAGCCGAAACCAUCCUGUGCCAGCAAGACAUGCCCCGAACUUGGCCAGGUAGCGAACGGGCGCUAUGAGUGCAUCACCAAGAACUGCCUGGACAACAAGAUCGGUGCGAUCGUCAAGGUCACAUGUGCCGAUGGCUAUGGCCUGAAGGACAACUACAUGUACUCUCUCACCUGCCGCAACAAUGGCGCGUGGUCAGCUGAGAAGCCAGAGUGUGUUGAAAUGAAGGGCUGUCAAUCACCUGUGAACAUCCACCACGGUCAAUGGACGCUCUAUGGUCAAUUCACCAUGGUCAAGUAUGACAUGUUCGGUGUUGGCACAACCGUGUUCUACCGCUGUGACAGUGGCUACAAGCUGGUCGGCCGGACGGAGCAGGUCAUGUGUCUGUCGAGCGGUGUUUGGUCGGGAUUCCCUCCAACUUGUGAGCCUGAAUUCUCUUGUAAGGACCCCGGCCCAGUAAAGAAUGGUCGCUAUGAGUUGACCACUGCUAGUUGCCUCACCUAUAUGGGAAUGGGUUCCAAGUGUCUGCAGUAUGACAUUGGCUCCAAACUUGUGUUUAUGUGCGACGAGGGAUAUGAAAGAGAUGGCACUUAUGAAUUGGAAUGUGAUAAUACGGGAACAUGGACUGCUGAAAAACCGAGAUGUGUCAAAGCUCCGACAUCUUUACCUCAAGGCAACGACCUUGAAAGCACAACAAAUACAAUGACCAUUGUCAUCAUUACGUCCUGUAGUGUUCUUGGUAUUCUUCUCACAACCAUGAUCAUUGUUGCCUUCCAACGCCGAAACAAACCUCAGCCCAGGAUCCUCCAUCAGGUGCAGGCGCCGCCACCGUACAGUAACAGUAACAGCCGCAACUCAUGUGCUACUGUUGAAGAACAUGAUCGUGUUGCCCUUAUCGCUUACGCUGAUGGUCAUAAUGCCACGUUACCAUCCUAUGAUGAGGCUGUCCGAGGUCCACGCACACCGGGACGUGCACAUCGUCAACAUCCAUCUUUAGUGCCCGGAUAUCGGCCAUUACCAAGUCUUCCAGCCAGCAUGCGGAGACAAGGCAGCGAUGCGACAAGUUCUGGUAGUGGUUCACAAUCCACCCGAGACCCCGAUGCCACCUCGCGUCAUUCAACAAUAACCAUCAGCACUGUCAACAGGGAUGCCCUGUCAGAAAACUUUGGUUCAUUGGACACAAUGAAUACAAUGAACAUUAGUGACGGCACGUCCACAUCAGUAACUGUUGACACGUACGACUCUGGUGCCUCCAUGCCAUCAAUAGCUGCCUCGCGUCGUGCCACUGCUGGAAGCAUCGAAUCAAAUGGCAGUUUAGGCUUUGCCAAUGACGAUUGCCCACUUUUAGUCCAAUUGAACAACAGUAGCCAGGAAUCUAUACUUAUAACAGACGUCACUGAGGAAACAAAGAACGAAUAAGUCGACAGGCUGCCAUCGCCGACCCGUACCCCAUCGAGUGAGCACCAGAGCCAAUCGAUGCUGGAGUGAUCUCGAUGUGCCUGACAAACUGAUGUUCUCACCUCCGGUUGUGAGGUACGUCAUAUUUGGAUUCUGAAGGCUACAUUUUCUGGAGUUACCAGGAAUGUGUCUUGGAUUCACUGAUGAUUCGUAUGAAGCACAAAAACAAGGAACAUGUGGACAAAGGAGUUUAUCGAUGUGGGAACGUGUCGUAAAUAGUAUUAUGACUUAAGCUGAAUCUCGUAGCUUACAGCUGAGCUAGAUGUAGUGUUACCAUGGUAACGUGUAGUGUUGCUGUGGCAUUGACGUCAUCUGGUGAACGCAGUACACUUUCUGCCCAUACAUGGUGACAAUCUUCAUGUUUCAAGUCGCCUUUACUCAGUUAGUUACUCUCCAAUCUUAAGGUGCUUUUGUUAACAACUUUCCAUUCUUGUCAGUGCGCUUAGAUGUAUGGUGGGGUGACUUUGGAGUUGGAGAAUGGCAAAUGACGUAAAAGUUCUGAUAUGUCUUAGUAACCAUUCUCAUGGGGCCUAUUUUGGUGUCCAAUUAUUUAAACUCGGCCAUACAAUAUGAUAUUAAGCUCAUCUAAUGGUAUUGAUACCCAAUACUUUUAGUAUCUUUGAUAUUCAAAACAAGUUAUGUUUGGAGGGCAAGAAAGCUUGUUUCAUCAGGUCCCCCUUCCAUCUGACCACCUGAUGAAGAACUCGCCUCGCUCCAUCUAAGUGCACUGGGCCUAGUAUUCUUAUGAGUUUAUUUGGAGAACUAAAGUAAAGGGACUAUGGCCCACACUAUUCAUACAGCUCCUACAGGAUGCCAAACUAGCAAUGGAAGAUUAUAGUCUAUUGUACACUAACCAAACAGGGCUUAUAAUACUUGAGACCAGAUAAUGUUGACGGGCAGUUCUGGUCUUCACAUUUUACUUCCAGCAUUAUCAAGUAAAUCUGACCAGUUCUAAAUCGGUGAUGGCGAUGUGUCGUGUUGGUUCUAAGUGCAUAAACAUACUAACAUGUAAUGUACACAGGUGCAUAUUUUGUCAAAUAUACCGGUAUUUGGAAUUGAAUAAUAAUAAUUAAAAUUUCCCAACCGCACUUCAGCACUUCUCAGAUGUACUAGAUAAUGCCUUUUAGUUUGUCUUCCUUCCUUUGUUUAAUUCUUUCCUUGGGAUAAGUGAUUUUAACCCUUUAUUGACUGUAAAGACCAAGGAACACACAAGAAGUUAGUGAUUUUGCUUGGUCAAGAAAAUGCAGCAUAAAGCUUCAUCUUGCCUGCAAUGUUGACAUAUAUCAGAUUGGGUUCGACAUUGCACAACAGGCACUGGCGCUUGGAAUGAUCUACAAUUGUGUCUAUGAAGGGUUGUUCACUCAUGACCAGAUCUGUCAACCAAGUAUUGCAUCCGUGUCAUUAGUGGGCACUUCUCCUGCUGGUUCCUUGGGCUGCCAGCGUUCAUGUGUACACUUACAACUUAGAAAACGAACCUGGACUCCUCAGUAACUAUCAUGAGGUUUUGCCCAGUUUUUAGCAUUUUCGAAUAUGAUUCAAAUUGUACAACUAAAUGUCAUGUAGAUUAAUAACAAUUAUUAGUCUUGGGGACCAAGGAAUGUGAUGUACAUUGUAUAUAAGAUAGUUAGUUACAACAACUAAAAGUAGUUAUUCUAUGAAUAAAUCAAUUAAGAAUGAAUUAGAUCUAGAAAACUAAGAUUUAGAUAUGAUACCACAUGCUAGAUUUUCAACUCUAACUCUUGUGUCUGUAUCAGGUCUUUGAAGUAUGUUAUGUCUCACUCUGCCUGGGUAGUUAGGCCUUCCAAUGACAUACGAGACAGGGAGUUCUACGUUAGAUCUGUGGAACGUGUUCAUUUGCCCAGAUUUUCAGGAGAGAUGCAAAACGAUCACCGACAAAGCCAUACUUCGUGUUUGAUUCAGAAAAUACUUUCAUGUUCAGUACAGUAUGGCUUAUGAUACCAUUUAUAGCAAGCUAAUGAUACCAUGUUUCUAUCAGAUACAGCAUUUUGGCUAAUGAUAAUUGCAAUUUGAAGCCUGGUGACUCACAGCAGUCCUUAUAGCUGUCAUUGGGAAGGGAUCAGUUACUAAAUCCAGUUCUUAUUGUAAUGUAACCCUGACUGUCUCAAGGGGAGUCAACUAUUCUGACUUAAGGAUGGCAGUGGAGCAACAAGUUUGUUGAAAAAGGCUUUGGGUGUGGCAGACAAUUGACGGGCAUCCUUGGUUUGAAUUUGCUUUGUGAUUCUCCGAUCAGAAUAAAUUGGUGGUACUCUGCAUGAUAUUGAUCGAAAAAGUCCUCGAGGUUUCUGUCGAUACAUCAGAGUUAUCUGGUUUAUUUAGAUGGAGAUGAGAUUUGUAAUAUUGGAGGAAGGGGGGUUUAUCUGGUUUUUUUCUUUUCAUGGAGAUGAGCCAAGAAUAUUGGUGAAUUUUAGAGUUGGACAUGAACUUGUGGUCGGUCAAAUAUUUUUUCAGUGGGAUGAAUUAGGGCAUUGUAUCAUCGAUUUAUAUACAUAAACACAAACUUGUGCUAAAUAAUUAUUUAUUUAUGAAUCUUGCUUGGGAUUUAAAAGUUUCUUACAAACAAAGGAUUCUUAAAAUGUUUCUGCAUCUAGUAGAAGUGAUCAUUAAACAAAACACUUUAGAUCAUUUGAGAAAAUGCUGGUCUUUUAUGCUAUGCAAGUUAACUGUGCUAUGGGUGCCAAAAACCACCAAAAAAGUGUUUCUUCUGAAGUGCUGUCUUCUUCACCUUCACAACCUGGGCAUUUGAACUAUUCCUGAUAGGUUCUCUGGUUACGUGUUAUUUGGAAUAUAAAACCCCCACUUGGGUAUAAAAGAUCAAGGUCAAGAGGUCACCUUAUCAUUUGCUGCUCAAGCACCAAAACGGUUGGUUCUCAUAGUACAUAUGCUAUGCAUUUUGGUACAUGUAAUAUGGCACUAGAAGCUACCUGAACGAACCAUCACUUGAACACAGGGUUUGAGAAUUGGGGGUUUUAUUGGCGAGUAUCAACCCGGUUUAUCUAGAAUGCUUACUUGAGUCUAACAUUAUUGUACGUUCUCAUUUCAUCUUCAAUAUGUUGAGAAUUCCUUUUCAUUCAGCGAAGUAUUCAGUGUGAAUGUUGAUAACUAUGUGAAUAGAUAUGGAUUUCACUGACUUUCACUCAGAGCUGAAACUGCUCAUUUUGAGAAUAUGAAGUUUUCAGAAAUAUGAUCCCAGAUUUUGAAUCUAAAAGAAUGAUGUGGUGUAAAAUUUGCUGCAAAUUAACCCACAUCUUGACUAUCAAAUCGAUAGUUAUAUAUGACUUGGUGAGUUUUACAAGAGUGGACACUUGGUUUUGUGGAUUGGAAUUCAAAAGGCCAGUAUUUUUUCAUCUGUCUCAAGUUAGCAUUCUCUAGUUUUGUCAUAGUGUGUUAGCCAACUGUCAGUAUUCAUGAGGAUAAAGGUGUCAAGAAAGAAUGAGCAACGCACAGUUGGAUUCUCAGGGUUUCUGUUUCCAUUAUCUGGAAGAAAUUUGUGAAACGACAAGUGAAUAAAAAAGGAAACUUCACGCUUUUAUUCACCUUUUCACAUUACCAGCUAUUGCGGGCCUAGCACACUCUGUUUUGAAUAGAGGGAGACUCCAUCAUUCCUAUUGUUUGAGAUUGGAAAGGUGUGAAUUAAUCUGGCAAUUAGCCUCCUGUGCAUUGGUGCAUACAAACACUAAAAUGUUUGGUUUUUGCUGAUUUAGGGUCAAAUAAAUCAGCCAAAAGUUUUGAAAGCUUCACAAAUGAUUGUUGCAAGGAAGUACUUUAUGAUAGUUUGCGAAAUUUUGAUUAAUUCUAGGUGGAAAGUAAUAUUUUUCGCAUAUUUGUUGGGAAAAAAAAUGAAAAUCCUCCAAUUUUCAACCCCCCUAUGGACACUAUGAAUUUUUCUCCAAUAAAGCUGAAAUCUUGGGAAUAUAAUCCUAAGAGUUAUAUCAACCACGUCUGAAGUCGGGAGUUUGUAUCAAAUGUAUAGUUUCGGAGCUAGCGCAGCUAGAAAAGCCCCCAAAACCCACUUUCUCAGGAAUUUACACUACGGGCUACGAGUGAAGCAUUACAGAUUUACCAAAAUUUUCAACCUAUAGAUGGACCCAUCGAAUUUCCAUCCAAAUCACUCCAAAUUUUGCCAGUAAAUACCUAGACAUAUAUAGAAUUAUGUCAGAAGUCGGGAGUUGGGAUUAUUUUAACACCCCGCCCAAAAAGCCAACUUUAUUGAUAUUUCCUAUGCAUUUUCCAUUAGGCUUGCCAGGACCAAUUAAGCAGGUGCACUAAUUGGCUUAAUUGGCUAGGCCCGCAAUAGCUGGUAAUGAAUAAUGAUUCCAUUGAAAGUUUGAACUGAGCAGAAACCCUGAAUAGGUUCAUCAAGUCUAUUUUGUCUUGGCGUUAAGAUAUGAUACGCACAAUCAUGUGACUUGUCAUGUUUGUUAUGUUCAAAUCGGCCAACCGAAAAAAGUAAAUAUUCAAAGUUAAAUUAUGGUUGAAAUGAGCUGCCUUUAACUGAGGUAUCGAGGCCAUCGGUUGGUCUUGGCAAGGGCUUAGUGUUCACAGAUACAUGGUGUGAUUAGUUGGGUAAAGCAAUAGAUUCAUGUCUUAUUUGAGUGGAUAGCAUUAUUAAUGUAUAAUGAUUUCGUUGUAGAUAAGGAAUUGUAACAGUUGAUAAUAAAUUGGAAAAACCUGUAGGAAAGUUCAAUAUCCACUAUUGAAGAAACAAUGAGUAACAAGAAAGCUGUUUCAAUGUCAAAAUUGGGUUUGGGAUGACUUUUUAGUGGUAUUAAUAUUGGUAAGUUUGGGGGAGUUGUGUGUACAGGUGGAAAGGCCUCGGUCGCUACCAAGAAACUUGAGAAAGAUUUCCAGACGAAUCCAGUCUUGUGUAUUGAACAAUUUGUCUGAUGAUCAAAGAAAGGGUAACUUGGUCUUUGUGAUGUUAGUCCGCCUUGGAUAUCAAAAAGUACACCUUGAUGUCAUAAUUUUAGGCUAUGAUUUGCUCAGUCGGUGAAAUCUACUUUGCUUAAAGCAGGAUGUCACCAGAUCUAAGCAAUCGAUCUGUUAGCUAUGUUGAUUAGAACUAUAUUGUAUUUGAACUCUUGAAACAGGUAGAAUUCAUUCAAAUUGGUUCUGAGAACUUGGUGUUUAGGCUCAUCGACCGAUAUCCGAUAAAUAUUGGAAAACUCAGAUUUAUUAUGCCUGCGAGCAAGAUUCUGAAAUCAAUGAAAUAUUUCCAAUUUUUGUUGCUUAUAAUUUGUGAAAAUGUUCUUUGUUCAAUAAUAUUUUGAACCAUUGGGAUGCACUUUUGGCCUUUCCAUCAGAAACCCUUGAAAUGUUAACUUGAGUGGGAGUGGUUCUUGAAAUGAACCAGUGUCCACCAUCAUGAUGAACUAGUUAAGCCACCUCAAUGUGGAGCCACUAUGAUAUUUGGAAAAUGUGAUCCGUUUCGACAUCUUUGUCAAUAAUUUGUGUUUGUCAAUCCUAAAAUACAGCCACUAGAAAUAUGAAGAAGUGUGUUUGAGCUCAGCUCGUUGUUAUAUUUGAGGGAGUAUUGUCCUGUCUGUUUAUGUCCUAAGUUGAUGAUCUGAUUAUGCUGAUUCUUGUUUUGAUAUCGCACUUCAUUAAUGUGCUCUGUAAAUAUCAUCUUGAUUGCUCUGUAUAUAGCAUCUGUACAUACCUUUUUUAUGGGAGGUCAUAAUACCUAAUAAAUUGGAUUCUCUAUGCAUUAUAA
Molecule: messenger RNA, 8511 nt
Organism: Lineus longissimus
Lineage: Eukaryota; Metazoa; Nemertea; Pilidiophora; Heteronemertea; Lineidae
Product: sushi, von Willebrand factor type A, EGF and pentraxin domain-containing protein 1-like
Exons: 10
Coding region: 654-2741 (695 amino acids)
Source: RefSeq, a predicted model, not a curated record